ACCAUUGAAAAAUCUGGUGCUAAAUCUGAAUUCGGUGGAAUUCCCACCUAUUCUUAAUCUGGUGUUGGCUUCCCUUCAUUCUGGAUCAGUGGGAGAACUGGGUUUGGAAGGCUUAUGCUCCAGCAUUUUCAGGAUUUUUCUUCAAAGCCUUUGUUAUUCACCAUCUGCAUAGGAGACAACUGGAGGCCUCCUCAGCGUUUAGAAAAGAAAAGAGAUUUGUACAUGUUCCUAGCUCUUCAUAUGGAGAACUCUCCAGUGUGCGGGGAGUCUGAAAAGUUUCACAAAACUGGAAUAGUUGUGUGUGAGUCAGACAAAGUGCACAAACUGAUGUCAAUGUGUUGCUCCUCAAAAAGUUUGCAUGCCGUGCAACAAGUCAUGUUGAACACUCCCAUCACUUUACGCAAUUGCUCUAUCUAUAUGUCCAGAAAACCUUGCUCUGCAUGUACCAAAUUUCUCAUUCAAGGGGAAAUUUCUUCUGUCUGUUACUGGCCAAGGCAUCCAGAGCUCAAAGAAGACCUUGAACAAGACCUCAAACAAGUUGACCUUUUGUUCUUAACAAGUCCUAUAAUUAGCAGUGUUUUUGUGCCACUCAUAGAUCAUAUUGACAAAUCCGACAAAAAGUCGGAAAUUGCUCAUAGAACACGACGUUUUAGAUGCAGUAAGUGUAACCCUUGUUAUACUGAGGCUGUAAAGAAAGAAGACUGUGAAAAGAACUGUACUCUGCUUAAUUUGCAAGAUUGUGUAAAGUCUUGUAAUAAGCAAAUGGAGGAUGCUUCAGAAUAUCUUGAUAUUUUAUUACAUUGUGUCCAUGGAGAAUUUGCUGGAACAUUUGAUGAAACAUUUAAUGAAAUAGGCAAAGAGCAGCACAUCCAUGCACUACAGCUCUGUUUUCUUUUAGCAGCAAGAUCUGAUGAUCCAGAUAAAGGAGUAGGGUGUCUAUUGUAUGAUAAAAAUGGAUGUAAUAAACCCGGAUAUUUUUUUGGAGCAGGUUAUAAUGGAUAUCCUAUAGGUGCUUUGUAUGGAAACCUGCCUCGAUGUGGUAGAGGAGACUUACCAAAAAAGGAAGCCCUUGUCCAUGCUGAACAAAAUGCUCUUCUAUUCAGAUCUAACAAACAAAUAAAAGACACUGAUGUUCUCUAUUGUAGCAAACCUCCCUGUUUACCGUGUCAAAACUAUAUAGAUUUUGUGGGCAUAAAGAGGAUUAUUUCUGUGAAAGAUUCAUCAACUAAAAGAACAGUCAUUUCAGAAUUAAAAGAUAAAUUUAAAUAUGUACAGUAUAAGUGCGCAACAGAGAAACUUACUGGUGACAUUUUUAUUCUUUGCUCCUUAAUGUUAUUAUGCUUUACUCUGUAUUUUUCAUUGCCAGAUUUAUUCUGAUAUUAGAGAACACUGUCUAGAGCCCUUAAAAAAGAGGAUGAAAGGGUGAGGAGAUUUUUGUUAGGACCUUGCCAUGGGUGGAAAGGGUUAUCCCCCCCAGCAUACCACAGCCCCAUCUUAAUUGGAACCCCAGUGGCUACUUCUGGGAGGAAAGGCGGAAUAUAAAUGUAAUAAAUAAAGAAGUAAUACUAUUCACAGUGUGUGUGAAGAUUUAUGCAAUUCAAAGUGACAUGUUUAGCA
This is a messenger RNA of Rhineura floridana, 1617 nucleotides long. RefSeq names its product cytidine and dCMP deaminase domain-containing protein 1-like. Gene Ontology annotation, biological process: dTMP biosynthetic process; dUMP biosynthetic process. Lineage: Eukaryota; Metazoa; Chordata; Lepidosauria; Squamata; Rhineuridae. The record is from RefSeq and is a predicted model, not a curated record. The coding region runs from base 115 to 1377 and encodes 420 amino acids. Gene Ontology annotation, cellular component: cytoplasm. The transcript is spliced from 8 exons. Gene Ontology annotation, molecular function: zinc ion binding; dCMP deaminase activity.